UUACCUCCUUGAAAUUUCAGGAAGAUGUUCGUUGGCGGCCUCAGUUGGGAUACAAGCAAAAAAGACUUGAAAGAUUACUUCACCAAAUUUGGUGAGGUAACCGACUGUACGAUAAAGAUGGACCCUAACACAGGAAGAUCCAGAGGCUUUGGAUUUAUUCUCUUCAAAGAACCUGGGAGUGUUGAAAAGGUUCUGGAACAGAAAGAACACAGGCUAGAUGGACGAUUAAUUGACCCCAAGAAGGCCAUGGCGAUGAAAAAGGAUCCAGUGAAGAAAAUAUUCGUUGGCGGACUUAACCCAGAAGCCACAGAAGAGAAAAUCAGGGAAUACUUUGGAGAGUUUGGAGAGAUUGAAGCAAUUGAACUUCCCAUGGAUCCAAAGACCAACAAAAGGAGGGGUUUUGUGUUCAUCACUUUCAAGGAAGAGGAUCCAGUGAAGAAGAUCUUGGAGAAGAAAUUCCAUAACGUCAGUGGAAGCAAGUGCGAGAUUAAGGUAGCACAGCCAAAAGAAGUAUACCAGCAGCAACAGUUCAGUAGUGGUGGAGGAAGAGGUAGCUAUGGAGGAAGAGGCAGAGGUGGAAGAGGCGGUGCUCAAAGUCAAAAUUGGAAUCAAGGUUAUGGCAAUUACUGGAACCAGGGUUAUGGGAAUCAAGGAUACGGCUAUCAGCAAGGUUAUGGUGGCUAUGGAGGCUAUGAUUAUUCAGGAUAUGGGUAUUAUGGAUAUGGACCAGGCUAUGAUUACAGUCAAGGCAGUGCAAAUUAUGGGAAGACACCAAGGCGUGGUGGCCAUCAGAAUAACUACAAGCCAUAUUGAUCAAACUUAUUCAGGCCUGGCAGUGGUCACAGUUGAUGCCUACAAGCACUGGAUAUUCCACAAGUUGAAGACGGAAUACUGACUUGUUUACCUGAAGAUAAUAGGACUUCGGGGUAUUUCCUCAGAGAAAAUACAAAUUUUAAUAUAAUUUCAUAAGCUUUGGAGGUUAGCUUGUCUUGUAGCUUCAGUGAUAUCAAACUUCUUCAAGUAGGAGCUAGAUAGAAAGCUGUUUAGUUUUUGCCAGCAUAUGUAAAACAAGACUUUUCUAUCUGCAUUGUAGAUUGUUUGUGGACACUUCCAGAUUCUUGUGCUUUUCUGCAGUCAUUCUGGGGACUGACCUCUCAUUGAUACCAACAGAAGUUCCAUGAACAGGACGAGCGCAGGAUACUGAGCGUAGAGGCCCCACAGCGUGAUUUGGAGUAGCGUAUUGCUUUAGUUUGGAGACGACGGGGGGAGAUGGGAAGAUCAGCUGUAUAGUAAGGGAACAAUUACAGGUCGUCUUCCCAGUGACAUCAAUGAGAGAUUUGCCUUCAACCUUCCACAGAAGAAUUUAGCUUUAAUUUGGGAGGGUAAAGGGGUUUUUCAAAAGCACUAAAGCCAGUGGGAGCUUGUUUUCCAACUGCUCCUUAUGCCUUUAAGCCCCCCCCACACCAAAAGCGAUAGCUAACAUCAUGAAAUGGAAGUAAAUAAAAUGCAUUUUCAUUGCUGUUUGAA
Messenger RNA from Struthio camelus australis, 1527 nucleotides. NCBI's taxonomy places the organism in Eukaryota, Metazoa, Chordata, Aves, Struthioniformes, Struthionidae. The record is from RefSeq and is a predicted model, not a curated record.